Messenger RNA from Cladocopium goreaui, 1137 nucleotides. The record is from the annotation of a GenBank genome assembly. Lineage: Eukaryota; Dinophyceae; Suessiales; Symbiodiniaceae.
AUGGAGUGCCUUGUAACCCACCUGAUGCCGGUGAGCAUUUUCACGCCGCCCUUCUUGAUUGCAGUGGUCCUGUCCAUGUCCAUUGACUAUGCCUUGUUUCUUUUGAGCAGAUUCCAGAAGGAGACAGCAGCAGGUGCAGCAGCAGCUGAAGCCAUGGCUAUCAGCCUUUCCACAUCUGGCCGUAUCGUCGCGCAAGCUGGUGUGAUCUUAGCGUGCUGCUUUGCCUGCUUACUGAUGACGCCAGUGCAACUGGUCAGUGCCAUGGGAGCAGGUGGGCUUGUGGCGGUGGCUGUGGCCAUGGCCGCCAACCUCACCUUGACCCCAGCUCUGAUUUUAGGAACGCGACCCACUUUCUGGAUUAGCAAGCCCAAUGCACCUUGUCGUCAAGCUCCAGAGGGAGAUGCUGAAGCACCAGGUGACGAAGAGUUGCAUGUUCCCAAUGUUUCCAUGGGCUUUUGGCGGAGGUUUGGGGAGCGGUUGGCAAGCUGUGCCAAGCCUCUUCUGUUCUUGAUUCUACUCUCUGCAGCCCCUUGCGUUUGGAAGGACUUGAUGCCUUCUUCAGACAUGUUGGGUUUCACACCAGCCCUCCCACAAGGCUCGUCCACAGCCAAAAUCUUCCACAGCAUUGGUGAAGAGUUUGGAUAUGAAGUUCUUUUCCCCACAACAAUUGGGCUGGUGGCUCCAGCUGAAGUGAACCUGGAAGAAUGGAGGCUCCAGGCUUGCAAGGCUUUACAGGAGAUUGGGGAAGAGGUGUACAGAAGUGACUUCACGAGUUCAACCUUCAUGAGUGAAGUCAUCAUUGAUGGCAAGUGCUUGGCAGUUGAUGUUGCUGGAAGUCUGCUGAAGUGGUGGCAAACCAAUGGACAGGAAGGUACCGUCGUCUACAUCGACUACCCAUUGAAUCCUUUGUCCAUCGAUGGACAACGAUGGACCAAGAGCUUGCAGAGAGCUGUGGAAGACCAUCAUCGGGGCAGAUGGUAUGUGCAUGGAUAUGGUCCACUCUUGUCCAGCCAAUCUGGUGAGAUUUUCCAUAUUUGGUUGUUGCAACGGUUUGCGCGGUCCUUCUCAUUUCCAUUUGCUUCACACGAUCUGUUUUAUGGAGCUUGCGGGCCCUCCUUUGCCUGUUCUGGAUGUUAG